GGGCAGGACUGACUAAACACACAUCUUUAUAAAAUUGCCUGCGACAUCCUGUCUCGAGCAGCACGUACUCAAUUUAAACAUCGAAGUGUGACGUUCAUACGCGUUUUACUUUUUCGUUAAUUUUCGGGAGUUUUUAUUUUCUGGACAAUCAACCGGUGUCCUCAGCAUUGAAAAUGGAUGAUAUCCAGAUUGAGUCGAAGCCUUUGAUUGUAGAAAAGGAUUUGCAAGGGCUAAGGGAGGCAGUCAAGAAGCUGGAGAUAAAGGAACAUGAUGUGGAGACUCCAUAUGGCAGAAUCCACUGUACCAUGAGAGGAGUACCUAAGGGGGACCGGCCUGUCAUCCUCACCUAUCAUGAUAUUGGGCUGAACCACAAAACUUGCUUUGACUCCUUAUUCAAUCAUGAGGAUAUGGCAGAGAUCAUGGAGCACUUUGCUGUGUGCCACGUAGAUGCACCAGGGCAGCAGGACGGCGCGAACACCUUCUCUACGGGGUACGAGUACCCUUCCAUGGAUCAGCUGUCUGAGACUCUUUCAUCAAUCCUUAAACAUUUUGGACUGAAGAGUGUGAUCGGUCUGGCUGUGGGAGCAGGCGCUUAUAUCCUCACCAAGUUUGCUUUGGACAAUCCAGACAUGGUGGAGGGCCUUGUUCUGAUAAACAUCAACCCUUGUGCUGAAGGCUGGAUGGAUUGGGCCGCACACAAAAUCUCUGGUUGGACUCAUGCCAUGCCAGACAUGAUCAUCUCUCAUUUGUUUGGAAAGGAAGAAAUCCAGCAGAACCAUGACCUUAUUAACAGAUACCGUCACCACAUUGUAAAUGAGAUGAACCAGUUCAACCUGCAGCUUUUCAUCAAGUCCUACAGCAGCCGACGAGACCUAGAAAUCGAGAGGCCUGUGCCUGGUGGCCACGUUAAUGCCAGAACUCUAAAGUCUCCUGCACUGCUUGUAGUUGGAGACAGUUCUCCUGCAGUUGAUGCAGUGGUUGAGUGCAACACUAAAAUGGACCCAACAAAAACCACACUGCUUAAGAUGGCAGACUGUGGAGGCUUGCCCCAGGUCGACCAGCCUGCAAAGCUCACCGAGGCCUUCAAGUACUUCAUCCAGGGCAUGGGUUACAUGCCUGCCGCCAGCAUGACCCGCCUAGUCCGUUCGCGCACGGCAUCCGGGUCGAGCGUCACCUCGUUCGAAGGCAGCCGCAGCAGGUCGCACACCAACGAAGGCAACCGCAGUCGCUCCCACACCAACGAGGGCCGCAGUCGAGGCCACACUUCCGACAACCAACGCGGACGCUCACACACCGACACCAUGGACAGUUCUGUGGACCAGGGCCCAAAGUCCACCGAAGUGUCCUGUUAGACCAGUGACCAUGUUUCUGGUCUGUUAUCACACAUGCAUUAACUACUCUGUUCUGACUGUGCUGCGCUGCCACUAACUAGACACGCGACAGGAAUGCAAGAUAUCGGCUCGAGGCGUUUCCCUCAGAGCCCUAAACUCAGUUUUUAUUAAUCAGAGAGCAUUUUUGCCAAAGUGUCUUGUUUUUAGGAUUGCAUUUCCUGGGGAAACACCGAUGAACGAGCAGGUAGAAUGGAAGAAGGACAGAAUAAUGAAUUAUUUCUUUUUUUUUCGUUUCGCACCCUACGUAACAGCUGUUUUGGUGUUGUUAGAGGCAAUGCAGCACAGAGACAUUGUGAUGGGCGACAUCAAAAUAAGCUGGGCACUGGAAAAGGGCACACGUUUGUAAAUUAAAGCUGAUCUGUAGUCAACAGUUUAUUUUCUUUAUAACACUCUCAUUUAUUUGACUGUAGUUUCACUCAUUAAAUGAUUGUGAAUGGCUCCUAAUAAUAUUGAACUUUUAUCAUGCAUAAUUCAUUUUCUGUAUAUUUUGAAAUGGACCUCGAUGAGAGAAGGUGUGUUUUUAUGAUGCUACGCUACCUAAACUAUGGUAUUGUAGCUCAUAAGAUGUUAAUUUGCAUCGUCCUAUUUGAGGGUGUCCAGGGUUAUAUAUUUGUAAUUUAGUGAUUGAUGCUCUUUAAAAGUGAUUUUGUUUCCUUUUAUUUGUGAUUUUUAUGAAACCAAAAGUAAACAAAAAAAUUGUGAAAAUGAAUCGUAUUAGUUUAAAUUCGAGAAAAUCUGUAGACAAGGAUAUUAGAAUGCAAUGGCAGUGCAGGACAGAUUUUUUUGUUGUGUUUUGUUUAUAACAACAAUGAUUUCUAUGCAAUCAAGCACAACAGAACAAAUGUGCCAUGGAUUCCUACUUGGACUCAAUGCUUUUUCCUCAAGGCUUUGAAAGAAUAAAGCAAAGGAUUGUUGGGAUAGAGAAAGUCAAUUUAAAUAACUCGCAUGCUCUUCCACGCACACUAAAACAAAUGCUUACAUGCUCUGUAAGUUUUGCUUUGUAAAAAUGUGUACAACAAACCAAAUGCACUGCAUUUUUAAACGAAUAACAGUUUGUAUUUAUUUUAAAAAGGGGAAAUUAAAAGCUGGUUACUCUA
Molecule: messenger RNA, 2488 nt
Organism: Misgurnus anguillicaudatus (oriental weatherfish)
Lineage: Eukaryota; Metazoa; Chordata; Actinopteri; Cypriniformes; Cobitidae
Source: RefSeq, a predicted model, not a curated record